Messenger RNA from Saccostrea cuccullata (small rock oyster), 1071 nucleotides. RefSeq lists its product as uncharacterized. Lineage: Eukaryota; Metazoa; Mollusca; Bivalvia; Ostreida; Ostreidae. The record is from RefSeq and is a predicted model, not a curated record. Bases 47 to 592 code for a protein of 181 amino acids. The transcript has 3 exons.
CGAUCGAUGGAGUAGGAUUCAUAUUCAUUUCAAGAUAAAGCAACAAAUGGCAGAAGGCAAAGAGAUUAAAUUAUUGACGGAUGAAGUAACGGAAGCUGAACAAAAUCUUCUAGUGGAGCUCGGAAAACGUCUGACAAAUGGUCAUCCACUUUGUAUGAAGAUUAAAAAUCUGUCUGAUACAGCAAUGAUAAACGGAUGUGUAGCCCCAAACUGUGGGAUAAUUCACACAGUUCUCCCUUCAAGUAUUGCACCAAAUUCAUUGUAUUGUCUUGGAUUCCACAAGACGAAGUUUUCCUUGUAUGGCACAGUCGGCGUUGUGGCUUAUGAUAUUGAUAAUUACAAACUAUGUAUCAUGUAUGGUAACCCAUAUAGAGGAAUGAAUAAAGCUGGGUUUCUGUGGUGUGAACGAGAAAAGGAAAUCGUUCGAGGAUUCGAUGAUAAAAUGUUGGAAAUUGGAAUUAAUUUUUAUAGCGGAGGAACUAUGAAAUGGACAUCGAGUUAUUCUCCCGAUAGAAAGUAUAUCGCGGAAGGGUUUGUCUCUCAGGGAGAUCCGGCGUAUCUCCAUAUCCAUGUUCGAAACAACAAAACAUGAAAAUAUACUUGAAAUCUGCUUUGUUUGUCUUUGAACAUACAUGUAUAUAUGUAAACUAGAAGUUUUACAUUCUGUAUUGCACAAGUAUGUAGCAACCGAUAGUGAUUGAACGACUUAAACAUUUCAUUAAACAAUGCAAUAGAAUGUUUAAUGUCAUUAAUUUCAAAUUAUUACAAUGUAGUUGAUAUUUUCUUUUGCUAAAUAUUGUUAUAUAUUCAUGACGCUUUGAUUUAGCAUUAGCGGUUGAGAAUGGCAACUGUUGAUGCAAGAAUUUAGGGCAGUAAGCGUUGCAAUUGCAAAGCUAAAUGACAUUUCUAUAUUUAUGCGACUUUUUAUCACAAGCCGUUGCUGCAAUGGUAUUUUGUAGAGUAAAGUAAGUUUCUAUUUACUGCAGAUAUUGUAAAGCAGAAUGUUUAUAAAAGGAUCAUGAACUUUACGAAAGUGGUUAAAAAGGAAAAAUGAUAUACCAAUUUUUUGUA